UGAAUUUAUUUAUUUAUUAUUUAUUUUUUUUUUUUCGUUAAUUUUUAAAUAAGCAUGGUGGAGAAAAAUGACCAGAAAGAAUUUGCAAAAUCAUUAGAUACGUUCUCUCGAGACUUUUACGAUAAGCUGGUUCAUUCUUCACCCGAUAAAAAUCUAAUAUGUUCCCCACUUUCGGUACAAAUCUGCGGUGGAAUGCUGCGCAUGGGCGUAAAGGAUGAUAGCGAAACUAGCCGUCAGCUGGACGCCGGACUCAAAUUCAGCUCGACCGAUGUCAAUGAGUUGGCUGAUGGCUUUCAUAAUGCACUCAAGUAUUACCAGCAUUACAAUGUGUUGCGAAUGGCCAACAAAGUGUACAUUAUGGACAGUUAUAACUUACUCCAGAGCUUCAGCGAAGUGUUGACCCAAAAGUUUCUUUCAACUCCGGAGCAUAUAGAUUUCAGAAAUGCAAAAAAAUCGGCUGAUACUAUCAAUGGUUGGGUUGAGGCGCAGACAAAUAACCUUUUGAAAGACCUAGUCAGUUCAGAUUCUUUUAGCUCAGAAACUCGUCUCGUGCUGAUCAAUGCGCUUUACUUCAAGGGGGAAUGGAACAGUAAAUUUAAUGAGAAAAAUACUGUGAGCGAAGAUUUUUUUGUGGAUGCGAAAAAUAAUUCUCAAGUAUCUAUGAUGAACACAACUCAUGAUUACCCCUACGCCGAACUCUCAAAUUUAGAUGCAAAAGUCUUGCGGAUGACCUACAAGGAUACUGAAUUAUCCAUGCUAAUCAUACUGCCCAACAAAAAAGAUGGAUUACAGGAUCUUGAGAAGGAUCUAAAAUCAACAACACUGGAGAGUAUAAUAUCUGAAUUGGAGCAAGUGAAAGUAUCUGUCAAGCUGCCCAAAUUUAAAACUGAAUUCGCUAUGGAAUUAACACCUGUCUUCAAGUCCCUGGGCAUGGACAAAAUAUUCACCAGUCCAGAAUUUGACCUAAUGCUGGAAGAAGAACAGCCGCUGACAGUGUCCCACAUUAUUCACAAGGCAUUCAUCGAGGUUAACGAAGAGGGUACUGAAGCUGCAGCUGCUACUUCUAUGCAAGUCAGUUUGAGAAGUAUGCCAGGUCCACCGAGGCCCAAAACAUUUCAUGCCGAUCAUCCAUUUUUCUAUAUUAUUUAUGAUGAUGUCUAUGGUUGUCUAUUCGUGGGAAAUCUUAAACUUACAUCUUCGGAUUCAAUAAAUACUUUAGAGACAUGCGAAAAUUGUAAGUCAGCUUGUCCAAGAAAACGUGCAACAAAAUAAAACUUAUUUACACAUUGAUUAGAGAAAAUAUAUGAAAGAAAUUUAUUAUAAA
Molecule: messenger RNA, 1324 nt
Organism: Drosophila hydei
Lineage: Eukaryota; Metazoa; Arthropoda; Insecta; Diptera; Drosophilidae
Product: antichymotrypsin-2-like
Exons: 1
Coding region: 55-1272 (405 amino acids)
Molecular function (GO): serine-type endopeptidase inhibitor activity
Source: RefSeq, a predicted model, not a curated record